UGACCAACAAAAUCCCCUUCCUAAUCUUCCCUUCCCCUCUCUCUGUCUCUUUCUUUCUCCACUCGUCGGCUCGGCUGAUUGAUUCCUCCUCCAGCACAGAACAGCACGCAUCUUCCAUCUCUUCUUCCUCCGCGUGGAUUCCUCGAGCGCCUUGCUUCUGCGCGUCUCCUCCCCCUCGCUUCCUUCCGCUCUAAGCAACCAAUUUGCGUCUUCUUUUUUAAUCAGAGCCUCAGAGCCAGUCAGUCAGUCUGGAUUGAUUGAUCUUCAUGGCCCGACCGCAACAAGUAAGUAAUUCUUGAUUUGGGGGGAGAAGCUAGGGGGGGGUGGGGGGGGGAUGCAUGGAGUCUGAUUCCGCGGAGGCCAAGAAGAAUCAUCAUCACAGCAUGUGUAAUGGGGAAGAUACCAACAAGAAGGCAUCGUCUCUCCGCUCUUGCAGCGAGGAACAAGAUUUGGAUUUGGAUUUGAUGGGCGAAGGGGGAGAAGGAGGAGAAGGGGACAAGUUGUUGGUCAAGGAGAAGAAGAAGGCAGCUUCCGCCAAGAGGAAAGUGCGCUUCAACGACUGCAGCCUCACCCAGGUCCUCGAGUUCCAGCCAAGCAACCGGGAGGACGCCAUUUCCUUGUGUGCCCAACUUUGCACUUGGCUGUGUGGACAGAGGACAGCAACUGAUACAUAGGUGCUGUGGUAGAAGAUGGGUCAUUUCCUGCUUUCUGCUUGUUUACUAUGUACGAGACGUAGUGAAACAAGAAGCCAGUAUUAUGCUGAAUACUCAAGAGGGCUGGAUGGGCGGAGAUAGAAGGAAACAUGAACAAAUGUAUGUAUGGUUGCUAGCUUGCUGCUGCCUGUUUCAUUUCUUCUGCUGAUAUAUGAGCACAUGCAUGCAGCUAAUGCCUUUGCCUCAGUUUUGGUGGCCAUGUAACAUCUUGUGAGUUUCAUCAAUUAAUUAAUUGCAUCACUAGCUUGUUCUGGCCACUCAGUUUGCUUCCGCUGUAUUAGGUGUUUUGACAUGCGAAUGCUGCUGCCUGUAUGCCAAUUCUUGGAGAAAUGGCGUACGUUACUUGCCUAUUUUCUGGAUUCUUCUUUCUGAAAUGUAAUCAAAAUACUACAGUUUUAUCCAUCGUUAAUUCCUAGCUAAGCUAUCUAUCUAUAGGCUAUAUAUAGCAGAUCGAUUUUGUUCCUAGCUUGUUUUAGGCAAUCAAUCAAGGCUAGCUGGUUUGCAUUGCAUAUUUCCAUGGCUGGUAGUGGUUGUACUGUUGUUGGUGCCUGCGCAUUGCAUCUUUCAUGCAUGCGCGUGUGCCUUCCUACCCUCCAUCUCAUGCCGGACGGUGUUGAAUUGGUUGGUUAUCAAUGGCCUGCCGCCGUCUCUCCUUGCUGUAGACGGUGGUUGCUGGUGCCAUUCCAGACCCAUUUCCUCCUGAUCUCCAAUGGCCCUUUGGUCGCCUCGACUCCCUCAACAGUGACGAGGUUCGCAACUCUGCCUAUGAAAUCUUCUUUGCCGCCUGCCGCUCCACUUCUGCCGGGGGCGCCUCGCAGUCGCUGGGGAUCAUCAUGAGGGUCAGGGAAGCAAGAUGUCGGCGGGUGCAAAGAACAUGGCUGUGAUGAGCCGCCUGAAGCGGUCCCUUGGCCUGCGCGCUAGAAGAUAAGGCCCAUGGUGGGAGCCUGGCCGGUGACGUCGGCGGAGAUCAUGCGGCGGCAGAUGGGAGUCAACGAGCAGACUGACGGCCGCAUCCGCAAGACCCUCACCCGCUUCCUCAUCGGUCCCCAGAUGCCCAAGAAGUCAGAAUCACUGGUGCUUCCCAUGGAGCUCCUCCGACAUCUCAAGGCCUUCCGAGUUUACUGACACAAGCGAGUACCACUCUUGGCAGCUUCGCCAACUCAAGCUCCUUGAGGCAGGCCUCAUCUCACACCCAUUUGUGCCGCUUGACCGGAGCCCCGUGGCGUCUUCUCUGCGCGAGAUGAUCAGAUCAACCGAGCCGCAGAUCGAUGUGCGCGCGCUCUCCACUGACGUGAUGGCUCUGGCGUGGUGCUCCGUUGAGGUUUGUCACUGGGCUGAUGGCUACCCCCUCAAGGUGCACCUCGAUUUGUCCCUUCUUCGUGCCGUCUUUGGCCUUAGGGACGAGAUGGCUGUGUUGGAUGAGGUUGAUGAGCUGUUGGAGUUGAUAAAGAAGACAUGGGACAUUCUGGGCCUCAACAAGACGAUCCACAAUGUCUGCUUCACCUGGGUCCUCUUUGAGAGAUAUGUCACUACUGGGCAGAUAGAGCCAGACCUGCUGUCGGCUACCUUGGCAAUGCUCCAGCAUGUCUCCAACGACACCAAGCAAGCCGAGCAGGAGCCAGGAUAUACCAGAGUCUUGUCUGCAACACUAGCCUCCAUCCACUCAUGGGCAGAAAACAAGCUGUUGGAUUACCAUGAGGCGUUUGAUAGAAGUGCAAUGCAGAAUGUUGUGGCACUCGCUGUCUCAGCGGCACAGAUGUUGAACCAACACAUUCCAGCUACUGCAGGAUUAUCUUUUUCUGCUACUGCUGCUGAUCUAAUUGAACGUUAUAUCAAAUCUUCGGUAUAGCAUGCUUUCGCUAAGGUGGACGAGAGUGGCAUUGCCAGGGCCGGGGGGAACAGCAGCAUGUUGGUGGAAGUGGAGGAAGACCCUAGCGAGACCCUGAUAUAUGUGGCCGCGCAGACCAAGGAAAUGGCGAGGGUGGAGAAAGACGUAUGGCCCCAUAUUGAGGCAAUGGCACCCUUGCCCGACCGCCAUUGCUGCCAUCACUCUGCACACCUGCUUCGGUACUUACCUCAAGCGCUAUGUGUCCAAGAUGGCCAGCAGCUGCCUCAGCAGCGAGUCUAUGCGUGCCCUGCAGACGGCCUCCGAACUAGACAAAUACCUGGUACAGAUGGCACAUGAUGAUGAUGUGUACGACAGUGGCAUCUCGAGUUACGAAGUGGACUCCAUCAUUCUUGGCCUCGUCAAUGGGUGGAUGGAUGAGCGGCUACAGAUCGGGGCAGAGUGUCAGGAGAACAAGAGAUUCAGAGACUUGGAACCCCAGUUCCAACAGCGAGCCUUACGCACAAUAUGCUGUGGAUCUCAUGAGAUUAGCCAAGGCGACGGUGGAUGAGCUCACGGAGAUGGAGAUUCGUCAACAACAACGGUCCACAACGAGCAUCUCGUCGACAGCAUCGACCGGCUUGUGCAUCGGUACGUGUCGCUCCUUGUUUCCACGUGUGGUACAGGGACCAAGGAGAGCUACAUCCCUCCAUUGCCGCCCUUGACAAGGUGCAACCGGGACUGCUCAACCUCAACUGUGGCAGCGGCAUUGGUGACACUGCUGCUGUUACCACGGCGAGGGUUCAGGUGGCAACGCGGGUGCGGCCCACCACCAGCAGAACCUAGCAUUCCUUGCCAGCGUCCCCGGUGACCGGUGGUGCGCGGGGUAAUGAAGGCCCUUCCUGAUGGUGCUCCUAGCUGGCGGCAGAGGGCGGUCAUUCAGUCGAGAAGACCACAAUGCCGUGGCUGAGGAUUUAAAGAGUCUGAAGCGUCUCUUCUGCAGCUGUGGGGUUGCGGUGGAUUCAGAGAUGGCCAUGGCAGAGGAGGUGGUGGACCUCAUGGCUCUGUCCAUGGAGAAGCUCAUCCUUUUUUUUUUUUUUAGAAUCAGAUGAAUCUCUUCCAGCUAAACUGAGCAGUACGAAACUGACAAGACGAAACUGACUGUUUUCGCCUGUGGAAGUUACUGGGCUGGGUCUUUUCAAGCCAUAAUUAAAUACGGGCCGCCAGAACUCUCUCAGCCCAAACUAGAAAAGAAAAGUUGUGGCUCGGCCCAGAUGGGCCUUGGGAGCUGAGGCGUCAGGAAGGAAUGCGAGGCCCAGAAAGCUGAUGCUUUUAUUAGUCCCCACUCCGCUGCGGCAGAAACCCAUUCGAGCCGACGCCGCCGCACAACUCUCCUCCAAACAUUCAACCAACCCUGGUCUCCGGCAAUGGCCCCGAAGCGCCAGGCCCAGCCGCCGCCACCGCCGGUCGCCUCCUCCGAGGAGACCGACUCCCGCUCGCGCUCCGACGAGUCGGAGGACGAAGAGACCGCCCUCGCGUCCCCUCCCCCUCCCACCACAAACCCGCCGGCGCCGCCGCACAAGGGCGAGGAGUUCGAGACCACCGACGAUGACGACCAAGAGGAAGAUGACGAGGAUGAAGAGGAGCGAGAGCCCGCUCGUGCGGCCCCCAAGAAUCCGCUUCCAGCCCCACAGCAACAAGGCGAGGAAUCCGACGAGGAGGGUGAGUCAUCUGAGUCUGACGAGGAGGCGCCGCCGCCAGAGCAGGCUGCGAAGAUGGAGGCGGAGAAGCUGAAGCCGCCCCCGUCGUCGGGCGAGGCCAAGAAGCCAGGCGGCAUCCCCCGCAUCUGGUCCACCGACGACGAGGUCCGCAUCCUCGAGGCCCUCGUUGCUCACCGCCAGGAGCAUGGCGUGCUGCCGCACCCCGACGCUCUCAUGGAGGCCCUCGCCGGCAAGCUCGACAACCGCACCUACGGCAGCAAGGAGCUCCAUUCCAAGCAAACUACUCUGAGGCAGCGGUACAACAAUGCCAUCAAGAGGGGUGAGGUGCCGACCAAGGAACACGACCGCCGGCUCUACGACCUCUCCAACAUCAUAUGGGGCAGCGGCAAGACUGCUGCGGCGAAGGCGAACGGCGACGAGCCUAGGAGUUUCGCCGAGAUGUGUGAGCUGUACCCAUACCUAGCAGAGGAGGUGAAGGAGCUGGAGGCGGAACACCCUGGCCUGUUCAAGAGGGAGUUCGGGAAGAUGGACGACGACAAGGCACGAGUGAUGGAUGCCAAGAUCAAGAGGCAGAGGCUGGUGCAGAUGAAGGUGGAGAUGCGCCGCGGCGACCUCACCAAGGAGGUGAGAAAGACACUCAUCGAGCUGCUCGACUGACGGGCGCAGGCUGGUAACCAAGCUUUUUGAUGGGGAUAGCUGGAAAUCAAUAUUUUGUGCUAGAACUGCAAAUUGUGGCGUGUUUGGUGGUGUAAGGAUGUUUGUGUGUGACGAGAGCGUAUGCUAGAACUGCAAAGUACCAUGUUUUGGUGGUGUUAGAUUGUUUCUCUGAUGAUAUAGCAUGCUGAAACUGCAAACUGUGGCUUUAUUUCGUAUUUUCGUAUGAUUAGGGAGAUGGUCCAACAUUUAGAAAACUGGUGCAAGAGUAUAUCCUAUUUUCGUUUGAUCAGACAACGCCCCGUUAAAUGAAACCAGUGCUCAGAAUAGAGAGUGUCCAACAUUCAGAAAACUGAAAGGAACAAGAAUAAACUGUAUACUCCCUCCGAUACAUAAUAAGUGUCGAUGAUUUAGUAUAACUUUAGUACAACUUUGUACUAAAUCAGCGACACUUAUUAUGGAUCGGAGGUUAUGGUUGAUUGAUGAUUAUCCUCCACCUCUCCCAGUAAAUACUGGUAUUUAAACUCUUGCUGAUCUCAUGCUGAAGCUUUCUGAAGAUCUUCAGAUCUGGCCUCACAGCUCUAAAUUCAGGUUAAGAGUUGCUCUUGGACCUAAAGGAGAUUUGAUUCUCACUUGAUUUAGAAACACCAACGCUGAUGGAAGAUCUUUCUUACUUUACAUUUUGAUGUCACACAUACUUCUCCGUAUCAGACAUGAGGGAUUACAAAGAGAAAUACUUCAGGAAUUUAAUGUGGCGUAUGUAGAAGUAUGACGAGGUUAACCACAAGAAAAAAGAGCUAUGUUCGAUACUUGGUCUACACUCCCUUCAGAACAUGGCCCUUGUAUCAGAAAGCAAAGAGUUAUAUAUUGUGGAUUCACCUACAUGGGUUGUCUAUGCAGAUGUUUUCACCUUCAGGUUGCUUUUUCAUAAUUUGGUUGUGUGCUCUUUUAGUCAAUUGCAAUCUCAUUCCUGAGUUUCUUAAACAUUUCCUUCCAUUUAACCGUGUUUUCUUGUUAUACCAUGGCAACUUUACAUUUAUGAUUUCAGUUUCCACUCCUUUAAAACAAAGGAACUUUUAUUCGUCCCCACCUUACUAAGGAAAGCUGAGUAGCAACGCAAGUAUGUGGCUGCUAAUGUGAAUUCAAGGAACAAGCCCUAACCAAAAAGGGCUAUACUUGUUGAACAAAAGGACAAGAAAGAAAUACAGCUCAGGAUAUUGAAAGGAACAUGCGGAAAAUUUACUGUUUUUGUUUCUUCUGAUGCUUGAAUUAAGUAAUAGACAAGUAAAAUCUCAGUUCUGAAAUCUAUGUAAAUGGGUGAGAUCUGUUUGACCUCGUGGGGGUACAUAGCUGUGUUCCAAAUGUUACAACCAUGCAAUAAAGUUGUUUCAUUUAGGUGCUGAAUGUAGCCAGCCACCAAUAAACUUUCUAAAGGUGGUUAACUUAUCGAAAUUAUUUAUGUUUUUCCGUUCGCUUCAAAUUAUUAUGUUAUAUUUGCUUCAUUGCUAACUGAUGCAUUUUUUUACCAAGUGAUGUAGAAGAAGAUGCUGAUUUUCUAGAGUGCUUCUCUUUUGCUAUAGAAAGUGCAAGUCUUCUAGUGGGUUGCUUGUUAUAUGUUCAAAUGACACAAAGCUAUCCAAGAAGGUUGUAACCUUCCCAACUUGAAAUAUAGAAUAUGCAAGCACCAGAUAUUCUAUAUACCCAAGGAAAAUUUUACUGGAAAGGGGAGAGUCCGGCGGAGCUGCCUAUUUGAGCUGGAGGAUGCUCCAUGGACAGGAUAGAAGGAGGGGCAAGAAGGCCUAGUAGGAUACGCCGACUGUGAAAUUUCUGAAGAAAUAUAUUCAUUAUGAGAAGAACCUUAUUCAGCCUAAGCUCACUGAUGAGCUCUUGCAGGCAUCUGAUCAUAUUGCAGCUUCGUAUGUUGAUCUCAGGGGUGGUGGUGCAAAUGCAAAGUCUGGUGGAGGUACACUUCCAAUUACAGCGAGGACAUUGGAAACAAUAAUUCGUGUAUCUACUGCCCAUGCCAAGAUGAAACUGAGGUUCUCAAAACUGAUGUUGAGGCUGCAUUGCAAGUUCUGAAUCUUGCAAUAUUCCAUAAGGAAUUGAUUGAGAAGGAAGGCCGUGAACAGAGAGAGAUGGAGAAAUAACAAGCUGAACAUGAUGCAGAUGCAAGUGGUGGCACGGCAGAUGGGCAUUGAGGUCCAACUGGUGGCACUGCAGAUGGGCAUGAAACUCUGGCAAUGACCUGAUGGAUGUGGAUGUAGGGACUACAUCAAAUGAUCAGGAUGUUUCUUCGCAGAGGUUACUACACUUGCGAAGCUCGCAAAUUUUGAUUCUUGUAUGCAGCUGAUUUAUUAUUUAUUACUUUUGUUUCUUGCGUUUCUUUGUGAUUUCAUAAUGUACAAAAUUGAAGUUUUUGGAGCUAUUCUUGGUCAACAUGUGAGCAAACCAUAUCGAUCAAAUUUCUCAAUUGAUGACAUUGAGCAGACAAUUAAUAGAGAAGCAGCUGCACCGUACAUUAGAGGCCAAGUAGAUUUCUCUAGGUCAUUUCUCAAUGUAACAUCAAUAUGUAGUAUCCUUGUGUGCUUGAGUA
Brachypodium distachyon (stiff brome) is the source of this 7506-nucleotide messenger RNA. Its product is annotated as probable transcription factor At1g61730. The record is from RefSeq and is a predicted model, not a curated record. Gene Ontology annotation, molecular function: nucleic acid binding; RNA-DNA hybrid ribonuclease activity. Gene Ontology annotation, cellular component: nucleus. The coding region runs from base 3966 to 4916 and encodes 316 amino acids. NCBI's taxonomy places the organism in Eukaryota, Viridiplantae, Streptophyta, Magnoliopsida, Poales, Poaceae. Gene Ontology annotation, biological process: regulation of DNA-templated transcription. The transcript has 16 exons.